Messenger RNA from Ascoidea rubescens DSM 1968, 1239 nucleotides. RefSeq lists its product as uncharacterized. The coding region runs from base 1 to 1239 and encodes 412 amino acids. NCBI's taxonomy places the organism in Eukaryota, Fungi, Ascomycota, Saccharomycetes, Ascoideales, Ascoideaceae. The record is from RefSeq and is a predicted model, not a curated record. The transcript has 8 exons.
AUGAGUACUCAAUUUCUAACAAACAAAAAUGAAUUUCAGCAGUUUAAGGCAAAACUAGUGCUAGAACGAUUUCUUUCAAGAAUUCGCAUUAACUGUAUCGAAGUUUAUUAUCCUGCUGAGAAAUAUGAGACAUUGACAUCGGCAGUUUCACUUGCCGCCCCACAUAUCAACGAAAUAAUUGAUCUUCCUGAUGAAGAAGAUUCAGCCCAAAUUACGAAUGGUUUGGUUUCCUCUUGCAAUGGGAUAGUUCCUGGCUGCAUAGCUCUAGCUAUAUUGAAGGAGGAUAGUAGAAUUGUUGAAAAUACAAAGCAUCGUAAUGAUGAACAAAUAGCAUUCGUAAGAGCAAUCUUGCGAUACAAUACAAGUGAUAUUCAAAUUUAUUCCAACAGUUUAUUAAUGAACAGACAAAUCAUUGAUUCAAGAAUUCUUCAGAAGAUGACAUUGGUAUUAUUGCAUUAUCAAAACGACGAUCGAGGCAAGUUAGUUGUUGACUAUCAUGAUCAGCAACCUAUUGAAAAGACUCACAAUUCAAAUCAUCAAUUUUUAACGGAUUUAGAAAUAACCACUUCAAUUGCAUCAAUCAAGACUCAUACUUUUGGAACUGCUGCUAAACAGCCGUUCAUUAAAACCUGGUUCAGCAAAAGCUUCACCAAUUGUGUUGAUACUGACGAGUCUAGAAUACUAGAAUAUAUCUCCGCUGCGGAUGUCAAUAGAAAUGCAGAGCAAGUUGCUGGCAAUGCCAAAGAAUUAAUCAAAGUUACUUUGAAUUUCAAAGAAAUUAGGAAUUCCGAUGAAGACAAUGGAGCUAAUGUUCUUGCAUCAAGUGAAACAACUCUUUUUGAUUUCAGUGAAGAACCACUAAAUGAUGGAAACUGUAUUCAAACCUGCUUAAAUGAAGAUGACGAGUACCUUAACAUCAACUUAGAAGUUGCAAAUGCAAAUGGAGUCAAUGACAACAACCAAAAAAUAGAGGCAUCUGUUGCUUCGGCAAAAGAUACUGAUGAAGCUUCUGACGCUAGCACCGGCGAUAUCUGCUCAGAUAUAAAUGGGAAACGUGUAGUAGAUAUCAAUCAUUUGGAUUCAACGGAAUCUGACUUAUCCACUGACGACAAUAAUGAGGCUGCCAAAACUAUCAAUGAUGUUGAAUCUGAUAUGAUCCAACAUGCAAGAGCUAAAAUGAUUCGUCAAGGAGAUCUUGAUAAAAUUGAAACUGAGCCCAGAUGGAUCACAAUUGAUUAA